Messenger RNA from Phytophthora nicotianae INRA-310, 2113 nucleotides. RefSeq names its product proline-tRNA ligase. Gene Ontology annotation, cellular component: mitochondrion; cytoplasm. The transcript has a single exon. Gene Ontology annotation, biological process: prolyl-tRNA aminoacylation. The coding region runs from base 39 to 1967 and encodes 642 amino acids. NCBI's taxonomy places the organism in Eukaryota, Oomycota, Peronosporomycetes, Peronosporales, Peronosporaceae. The record is from RefSeq and is a predicted model, not a curated record. Gene Ontology annotation, molecular function: proline-tRNA ligase activity; ATP binding.
GAUACUUGCCUUUCUUGCAACGCACAUUGCUGGUCAAAAUGUGGGCGGUUCGCGCUCGUCGCAGCUCCUUGGUAUCGGCGGGGCGGCCGCAGUCGACGUCGCAGUUGGUCCGCGCUGCUCCCUGCGCCUUGCGGUCCGUAUUGUGGGCUCCCACAGAGAAACAGGCGCCGUCAGACGCUGCGGUGCCCAGCCACCAGCUACUGGUACGCGCUGGUUUUGUGCGCAAAGGUGGUCAUGGACUCUUUGCGCUGCUACCGCUUGGCCGCCGCGUGGUGGCCAAACUGGAGGCAAUAAUCGACGACGAAAUGCACAAGAUUGGCGGCAACCGCGUGGACCUCACGGUGUUGACGCCCAAUGAUCUGUGGAAGCAGUCGGGCCGGUGGCAGAGUCGCGGUCCGGAGCUCAUGACUCUCACAGAUCGUCGCGAAGAUCUUUUGAUACUGGGCCCCACACACGAGGAGAGCAUCACGAGCCUCGUGGCAGCCCAUUACAAUACUGCGGGGGCUGCAGACUCGUCCUUGAGACUGUACCAGAUUGGCCGCAAGUUCCGUGACGAAAUCCGUCCGAGAUUCGGACUGUUGCGAGCGAGAGAGUUCGUGAUGAAGGACAUGUACUCAUUCGAUACAUCGUAUGACGCUGCCCUGCAGACGUACCACGAUGUCACUGGUGCGUACAACGAGAUUUUGAUCUCGAGACUCAAGCUACCGGUUAAGCGUGUGGAGGCUGACUCUGGAAAUAUUGGCGGCAAUCUGUCGCACGAGUUUCACGUGUUGGCGGAUGUCGGUGAAGACGCAAUUCUAUCGUGCUCGUCAUCGGAGUGUGACUACGCGGCUAACGUGGAGAAGGCGGAGGGAAUUUUGCCGGCUUCGAAUGAGCAGGUUAGUGACGAAAUAUCAGAGGAACUUUGCGAUGUGAUUGCACGACUCGAGGAACAGGUACGUGCAGGUGAUGUACAUGUGUGGGAAACCGUGAUGGAGCUUCAAAAGGUUGCAGGAGCACAAGGGUUUUCGGUCAAGUUCGUUCAUGAGCAGGAGCAAGCCUUCGAUCUUGAGGCUACCGAGAUGGACAACGAGGACAACGAGGACAACGCACUGCCUCGCGUGGCGUUGUGCUUUGCUCGACACGAUCGUGAAGUUAACGAACUGUCAGCCAAACCAUUCAUCGGCGGUGAUGAAGGUGAAGUGAUCAACAACCAAACGAAGAUCGCAGAGCUGCUAGCAAAGCGUGACCCGGCAUCGGAGCUGCACUUGCUCCUGGAUGAUUCCCUGAAACAGUGCAAGCACGCUUCCGUGAAGGCUCUUUGUGCCGCUGCAGAACUGCUGUCGAAGCACCAGGAAUACACACAUCUUGCUUGGGGACACUUCCGUUUGGCUCAAGCUGGCGACUGUUGCCCACGCUGCAACAGCGGUGGCGCUGCGGUCCUCGAGGAUAGGCGCGGCAUUGAGGUCGGUCACGUUUUCUAUCUCGGACAGAAAUACUCGAAGCCGUUUGGUGCGACGUACACGGCUGCCAAGAACAACAAACAUCCGCUUGAAAUGGGCUGCUACGGUCUUGGUGUUAGUCGACUGAUUGCAGCGGCAGUUGAGGCUUCGCACGACAACCACGGUAUCGCGUGGCCAACGGAAAUUGCGCCGUACAAGGUUCUCGUUAUGUCGAUUGGUGGAAGGAAGGAGGACGAUCCCGUAUCCCGGGCAGCGUGGGAUAUUGCUGGCAAGCUUGCAUCUGGCACAGUCGCUGGCCUAGUGAGGGACGACGUGCUGCUUGACGAUCGCUGGCGAGAAAGCCCGGGAUCGAAGCUAGCUGAAUCGGAGCUAAUUGGCUACCCAUACCGUGUCGUAGUGGGCAAGCGCUUCACGAAGGAAGGCUUUGUCGAGGUUCAAGCGAGAGCUACAAUGGAAAAGACUUUUUUGACGCCGGACGAACUACCGGCGUUCUUUGCUGGGCUCGUUGAAGCUGACAGGUUUUAGUUCUAGAAAUUUGCUUAUCAAAUAGACUGCAAUACCUGUAGACAACUGCGGGCUCAACUAACCAGAUAGGUAGGAGAUGCCAGAUAAAGAUGUUCGCGAUACUAAAUUUUAGGAUCGUGAACCGAAUUCUCAGAUUUUAUUCGACU